Messenger RNA from Vespula vulgaris, 3187 nucleotides. Its product is annotated as nuclear exosome regulator NRDE2. The record is from RefSeq and is a predicted model, not a curated record. Lineage: Eukaryota; Metazoa; Arthropoda; Insecta; Hymenoptera; Vespidae. Gene Ontology annotation, cellular component: catalytic step 2 spliceosome. Gene Ontology annotation, biological process: negative regulation of RNA catabolic process; regulatory ncRNA-mediated post-transcriptional gene silencing. The transcript has 10 exons. The coding region runs from base 89 to 3055 and encodes 988 amino acids.
GUUGUUAUAUUGUCAACAUGAAAGAUUCACAAGAAUAUCAUAACCUUUAAAUUAAUGCGUGGUGUUUAUUAAACUGAAAAUAUAAAUAAUGUCAUUGUUUCCUGCUUAUUCAAAUGAAAACGUAACUGAAUCAUCAAAUAGCAAUGUUUCACAACAAUUGCGGGAAGAUAAUACAUCAGCAAACUGGUUAUCAAAUUCAAGUUUUCAAACAUAUAUACAAUCACAAACACUUGUAGUAGAUACUUCUUCAGACAAUUCAUCAGAUAAUGAUAUAUCUACUUCCACGGAUGUUCCUACUUCUUCUCACGAAAAUAAACAUUCGUAUUAUAAUUCCAUUAAAUUGGUUAAGUUACACACAAAUGAUGAAAGAAAAAGGACAUCUAAACAUACAAAAAAACGUAAGAAAGAACGAAAAUCUAGUAGUAAAAAGAAAGACAAAUAUGAAUAUGAACGAGAUGUAGCAAAUGUAUAUUUUGAAGACAAACAUCGAGAUAGGGGAAACAAUACAGUGAAUACGUUAUGUUCUAGAGCUAGACCAUAUUAUAAUGUUGGACAAAAAUAUCUUGGUUUUGUCUCAUAUAAACGAAUUAAAAAAAAUAUUUAUCAAAGAUAUCAUGCAUAUAACAUAGAUCUAGCAGAAAAAACAAAAAAGAAAGAUAUAAUUAUUAAAAGGGAAAUCACAACAAUAAAUAAAAAUGAACAAAUUCCAUCUUGGUGUACAAAUUUAGAAGAAGAACAAACAUUAAAAACACGAGAAUAUAAUGAAAAAUUAAUGGAAAAUCCUAAAAACAUAAAGCUAUGGUUAGAGUACAUUGAGUUUCAGGACACUCUGGCUAAAUUUCAAAAACAUCAGUUAGCUAAGAAUAUUCAACGUUCUACAGUUUUAAGAAAGUUAUCAAUAGUUGAAAAAGCUUUAGAAAAAAAUUCAGAUUGUAUAGAAUUAUUAAAGUUAAAAUUGCGUUUUAUGGGAGAAAUAUCACCUGCUGAUGAAUUUUCUAAAGAAAUAGAAACAUUAGUUAACAAGGACACAGGAAAUGUUAUUUUAUGGCAAGCUUUAAUAAUGGCUACACAAAGUUCAGUAGCAAUGUGCACUGUUCCUAAGGUUUUGGAUUUAUAUACAAAAUGUUUUUGUAUAUUAAGACAACGAUCUCGGACAAAUCCACGUAUUUAUGAUGAACGAUUAUUAGAAAUGCUAUACCAGUGCUUGAUUUUCUUAAGGCAUACUGGUUUGUGGGAACAAAUGUGGGAAACAAUACGUUUAAAUCUUAUAUUAAAUCUCAAUCUAAAUAGAGAUAGCUUGGUUUUUAAAAAAAUUAUAGAUGAAAAAAAACUAAUUGGAAUGGAAGAAGUGGUAUUAAUGUCAAGAUUACCAUUAAAUCAACUAUGGUUGAGAACAGAAUCAUUAAGAGAAAAUUGUCAUUGGAUCAGUGUUAGUAAAGAAGAAUUAGAAUUAGUUGGAGAUUCUCGUAGAUUUGUUAUACCAGAAGAUGUUGCUGAUUUUGUACAUCCAAUAAUUAGUCGUGAUUCGAAUUUUCGUAUGGCAAUUUAUAGUCUUUUAGUUUUAAAAAUACCACUAUUGCCAACAAGAAAUUGCAUCUUGAAGAAUUUAGGUCUAAAAGAAUUUGCAUGGGGCGUAGAUUCUUCAGAAGUAUUAUUUCCAUUUGCAUAUCCGAUAGUAGGUGAAAUGGCUGGUCAUAAAAAAAGGAAAGCAUUAAUACAUGGAAUACUUGAAGGACAUUUAACUUCUGGACCUCAGUAUCUUAAAUUUCAUCCUGCUCAAGAACCAUACUUAGAUUUUAUACGUGAAACAUUUCAUACAAUAGCUGAUAGUUUACCAAACCUUGAACGCAAUAAUAUAUAUGUAUGGUGGUUGAGAUUUGAAAGAUUACUUGUUUUUCUUAGCAAAGAUGAAUCUUUGAAAUAUGAUAAUAAAGGGAAAAAAUUGAAAUCCGUGUUGAAAGAAUUUUUAAAAAAAGAUGUAAACAGAAAUAACUUACAUUUUUAUAAAGAAUAUGCUUUAAUAGAACGAGAAAUGGGUAGAUUUGAAAGCUGUAUUAAUAUUUUAGAAACUGCUAUUCUAUCGAAUUGUACUUGUCCAUCUAUGAUAUCAGAUCAUGAAGAAAAGACUGCUUUAUUUAAUUUGUAUAGGACACUUUUUGAAACUUUGUUAAAUACUGAAACAUAUAAAGAAACACACAAAGAAAAGAUAUUAAAUGUCAUUAAGCAUAUGGUACCAGAAUCAACUGAUACUCAAUUAUUACUUGUUGAGGAAUAUUUAAAAGAUUGUGUCAACAAUUUUUUGAAAACAAAACCUAUGAGUAAAGAUAUAGAUACAUUUUUCUUACCAAAUUUGGAUUGUGACAUCAUUGUAUGUUACACAUUAUUUUUGUAUGUAAAAAAUAGUAAUAUUGAAGAAGUUAUCAAUAUAUAUAAAUGUUGUAUAGAACAUUGCAGAGAAUUACCCCACUUACAGGAAAUGUUAUAUGAAAGUGAACUUGUAAUUUUACAAUUACAUUAUGAAAACUUUCCAGAUCUGGAUAAUAAUUUGAAUAAAACAUUAUAUGAUAUGUUAGAAUUAUAUCCAGAUAAUUUUUAUGCACUAUCUAUUUAUGCCCAUAAACAGAGUGAAUUACCAAGUUGGAAAAUUAACAAUACAAAAUCCGAGUUUUCAGUUUGGAAAGCAUUAUCCUUGUGUUUAGCUGGACGAAAACGAACUCAUUUUUUAAUGCAACUUGGUCAUGAUGCAGCUUAUGCAUCACUUAAUAAAUUAUUGUCACUUCAUAGAAUAUUUGCAAGAACACCAGAAAUAAGGUCUUGUCCACUUUUAUGGAGAAUAUAUAUGCUUCUUCUUCAAGAAUAUAAUUUAUGUGAAAAAAAGGGAGAAGAAGUUUACCAUGAAAGUGUUGCAUUAUGUCCUUGGGCAAGAAAUAUUUAUAUUGAUGCAGCUGAAGUUGCACCACAACUUUUAACACAAAUUCAAGAUGUGAUACGUGAAAAAGAAUUACGAAUGCAUGUUACACCAGAGGAAUUAAAUAUUUUGCGUGGUCACUUAUAGAAAAUGGUUAUUUAUCUACAAGUUGUUCCUAAAUAUAAAUGUUUCUUUUAUAAAUAUUUAUGUAUUUAAUGUAAAUAAUAUAAAUAAUGGUUUCAUAAAAAAAUGUAAAUAAAUACUAAUAUCGCAAAAAUA